AUGCACAUCCCAUGGUCCCUGCUCACAGCAGCCACGCUGCUCGCGCCCCGCGCGCUGGGCACCCGCACCAGCCCCAACCCUGGACCCAAGAACACAACGCAAUACAGCGUCCAGGAGCUCUGGACCCUGGAAAGGACCUUCUGGGAUAACUUCCUCUACCCGGCCAACCUGGUGCAGACGAAAGCCAUCAACUCGACCCUCUUCGCUCCUGACAUCCAAGGCCGCGUCGACAUAACGCGCGUCUUCAACGGCUCGACCCUAAACACAGAGUACCUAUUCGGCCUCUUCAGCGACCCAACGCACCUAAGCCUCGUCGGCGUGCCCGUCUCCUACAGCAUCACGCAGUUCACCGCCGCGCCGAACACCAACCUCGCCUCCGCGACCACAGUAGUAACCUUCAACGCGACCUCGUUCGGCAACCUGCUGCUGCCCGUCACAAUCGACACGUGGAUCAUGUGGAACGCGGCGGGGCAGAUCGAGCAGUACGACGCGACGUUCCGGUGGUUCGGGUUCCUGGUGGACACGCUGGUGGGGGCGCUGGCGCAGCAGACCAACGCGACGACGACCGCCGCCACCGCGUACCUGACGCAGCUCCUGGCGAACCAGAUCUGCGCGACGCACGACCGCUACUGCACGGGCGCGAACCAGCAGUACGCCGACACGGCCGCGUGCUACGCGUUCCUGACGCAGAGCAUCCCCCUCGGCAAGGACUACGAGCUCGGCCGCAAUACCCUGCUGUGCCGCGAGGUGCACGAGCACAUGGUGCAGUACGACCCCGCCGUGCACUGUCCGCACAUCGGGCCGACCGGGGGCGAGUACUGCGUGAAUGAUCAGACGUACGCGCAGAAGGUGCUGCAGACGUAUUUCCGGAAGUCGUGGGUGAUCCCUGAGGUGGGCGGGGAGGCGGGGGAUGUUUGGUUGUAA
Molecule: messenger RNA, 924 nt
Organism: Aspergillus aculeatinus CBS 121060
Lineage: Eukaryota; Fungi; Ascomycota; Eurotiomycetes; Eurotiales; Aspergillaceae
Exons: 2
Coding region: 1-924 (307 amino acids)
Source: RefSeq, a predicted model, not a curated record